Molecule: messenger RNA, 2421 nt
Organism: Thlaspi arvense
Lineage: Eukaryota; Viridiplantae; Streptophyta; Magnoliopsida; Brassicales; Brassicaceae
Source: the annotation of a GenBank genome assembly
CUCUCUCACUCACUCAUAAUAUCGACUAUGGCGGCAACGAUCUCUCUCGGAGGGAAGGGCUCUUCUCUGUCUUCUUCCUCCGUCUACAACGUUUCCGCCGGCGUCUCUCAGGUCCGAAUCGACUCUUCCGCGCUCGACAGAUUGUCCACCAAAAACCCUCAAAUUUCCCAAAAGAGCUCCUUCGCUAUCCCUCAAUGCUUGACGGUAGAGGAGGCUCGAGCUUCUUUAGCUGUUCUCCUAAACAAGCUUCUCCUAUCAGCUUCCUCUUCAUCUGCUAUCCGUACGGAUCUUCCGGUUAAGAUCUCCGAGAGUCUGAAUUCGAAGGCGGAGGGAUUUGAUUUCUCCGAGAUUGAUUUGACCGAAGGAGAAUGUACUGUGCUGGAGAAGUCUUGUGCUCCGUUGAUCGCCAUAUGUUCGGUUAUCGACCACAAAUCUUCGGUCCUCUCCCAGAUUGUAGAUGCGGUUGCUGCUUUGAGUUGCGAGGCUACAAAGGCUGAUGUGACGUCGUUUAGCUCGUUGGAUUCAGGAGACGGGUUUGGGGACAAAGACGCCAUCGCGGUUGCUGGUGAUCUCAAGGUUCUGCUAAACGGGUCGAAACUCGUCGGGAAGAAAGAAGUCGAAGCGGUUUCGAAGAUCACGAGGAUUCAUGGGAGAUUCCGUGAUGUUGUGAAGAAUGUUCAUGCUGCUGUUAGGGUAGAACUGAAUUCAAGUGUCAAAGGAGGCAAGUUUGGUUCGGGGAGCUCAGGAACUGGUGAGGCUUUGGGAGCAACGUUGUCUGCUCUGUCCGUGGCGAUCAAAAAUACCGGAGAGUGUUCGUUUGCUCGUGCCAAAUUGUCAUUCGAGUCUGUUGAAAACGAGGAUUUGAGGAAUGGUUUAUUGAGUUUGUUCGAAAAGUCCGGUCUGGAUUACGAGAGUCUGAAGAAUGCUCACAAGGUAGCGUACGAUGCCCUCUUUGAUGAAGACUACUGCAAAUUUGCUCAUUUUGUGAACGAGUCUCUUGGGGCUGUGUAUAGAAUUGUUGGUUGGGAAGCUGUGGCUGCCUUCUUUGCACUUAAAGGCGGAGAAUUGUUCACUGAGAAGAGUGUUGAUGCUAAUGAGGAUGAGCCGAAAACAGAUAAGAAGAGUGAUAAGAAGAAGAAGAGUGAGAGAAAAGCAGUCUUGGGUAAAGGGACAAGCUUACUUCUCCAGUUUAUCAAAGACAUGUUGCUCGUUGAAGAUACGAGCGCUGGUGAUAAGGUUGAGACAUUGAAGCAUUGGGUGGAGAAAGUCUUGGGUCUAUUGAACCUCGAGGAUCGUGCUUUUGCUUGCUUCUUGGAUAAAGUAAAAGAGAUCGUAGAAAGUAAUGAAAACAGGAGACUCCCAAAGCUCCCGAAGGGUACUCGUGAUUUUGCGAAGGAGCAAAUGACAGUCCGAGAAAAAGCGUUUUCAAUCAUACAAGACGUUUUCAAGAGGCAUGGUGCCACUGCUCUUGAUACACCUGUUUUCGAAUUGAGAGAGACGCUUAUGGGGAAAUACGGAGAAGACUCAAAGUUGAUUUAUGAUAUCGCUGACCAGGUAAAGCUGAGUCACCGGAAGUUGCUUGACGGUAUGCUGGAGAUAUGUGGAGUACCACCGGAAAAAUUCAGAACCAUCUGUUCCAGUAUCGACAAGUUAGACAAGCAAUCAUUUGAGCAAGUGAAGAAAGAAAUGGUGGAGGAGAAGGGUUUAUCUCCGGAGACAGCAGACAGAAUCGGCACUUUUGUUAAGGAAAGAGGACAGCCAAUGGAACUGCUGUCGAAACUCAGACAAGAAGGGAGCGAGCUUUUAACCAACGAGUCAUCAAAAGAAGCACUUGAAGAUUUGGGCAUUAUGUUUGAAGCGCUUGAAAGAUCAAACUGCAGUAACAGAGUAGUCUUUGAUCUGAGUCUUGCGAGAGGUCUUGAUUACUACACGGGCGUCAUCUUUGAAGCCGUCUGCAAAGGAGCUGAGGUUGGAUCGAUCGGUGCUGGUGGGCGAUACGAUAACCUAAUUGGAAUGUUCGGGACACGGCAAGUCCCAGCAGUUGGUAUGAGUCUAGGUAUCGAGCGAGUUUUUAACAUAUUGGAAGAACUUCAAAAGCAACAAAAACAGGUGAUUCGAUCCACAGAGACGCAAGUUCUGGUCAGUAUCAUGGCGGAUAAUAAGCUAGCAGAAGCUGCGGGAUUGGUAAGUCAGCUUUGGGCAGCCAAGAUAAAAGCAGAGUACCUUGUGAGCAAAAGACGGUCAAAGCAUUUCGACCGCGCCACGGAAUCUGGAAUCCCUUGGAUGGUGAUAGUCGGCGAACGAGAGCUCAGUGAAGGAGUUGUUACAUUGAAGAAGGUGGUUAAAGGCAGUGAAGAGGAAUAUCAAGGAGUUCCGAGAGAGAGUUUCGUCGACCAAUUGUUGAAGCUUCUCUCUGCUUGA